AAUAACAUAACAAAAACAUAUUUUGUCAUAAAUAUGUUGUUAGAUUGGUAUUAAUAUAAAGUUUUAUAUUAUAAUUUUUUUCAUUUUCAUUAAUAUUUAAUUACAUAUAAAUAAGGUCAAACUAAUAGAUCAGCAUAUGUGUAAAGUUUGACCGUGUCAAUUUUCUUUUGGGAUAAAGAGAGCAAUUUAUUAUUUGGGUGGUUAAGUAAAGCCAUAAAAGCCGGUGACAAGAAUUACUGAUCCCAGAAUCCUCAGAAAUUGAAAGAAAAACUCUAACCACAUGAGAUAUUUAAAUUUUAAAAUGAUGAAAUAUUAGUCUAUAUAUAGCUCUUAUGCAAGUGGCUUGGCUGGGGAACAUACACAACAGUUGUUGGAGACAUUUGACGGAAAUGAAGCUAUCUAUUACUUCUACUCUUCUUCUGGCACUUCUAUUGGUUGUCAAUGUAGCUCAUGGAUGUAACGACGACGGCGGUGUUGGAGAGUACUGGGGAAAGAAAGCAAUUGAAACACUUUCAGGCAUAAAAUCGAACGAGGAACGCCAAAACUCCGGCGAGUAUUGGGGAAAGAAAGCAAUUGAAGCCCUAGUAGGCUUAAAGUCUAACGAUGUACACAAAUUUAAUUCAAUUGUCAAAGACUUUAAGUUUAAGCCUAAUCAAUGGCAAUAUUUGGAUACUAAUCCUAAAUUGGAAAAUGGGGAAACAACAACGUAUUUUGUUAAAGACUUUGUGCCUAAGCCUAACCAUGUUCUACAAUGGCACCAUGGUGCGGCUAGUCAUGAUGAUGAUGAGGUAGCCCCAAUAUAUUUUGUGAAAGAUUUUGUGCCUAAGCCUAACCAUGUCCUACAAUGGCACCAUGGUGCGGCUAGUCAUGAUGAUGAGGUAUCCACAGCCAAAUAUUUUGUGAGAGAUUUCGAGCCUAAGAUUAACCAUGUUCUACAAUGGCACCAUGGGGCGGCUAACCCUACCAAGGAUGUUUGGCCAACUAUCAAAUCUGUUGUGACCGGGUUCAAGUUCAACUAGCCAGACCGGCUAAUGGUGUGGUAUGCUAGAUCAAGCCCCGUAGUUUAUCUAGUGUGGCAUAAGACUAAUCUGACUAUGAGUAAGCUAAUUAAGUAAGUGUCUAUUAAUAAAUAAAGGUGGUUUGUUUAGAGUCUAUUUGAUGUACUAAGAUAGAAUGAACGUUCAUCAGUUAUGCUUUGUUAUGCGUAAGGAUUAGUACUAA
Chenopodium quinoa (quinoa) is the source of this 1221-nucleotide messenger RNA. RefSeq lists its product as uncharacterized. The record is from RefSeq and is a predicted model, not a curated record. Bases 333 to 1019 code for a protein of 228 amino acids. The transcript has 2 exons. NCBI's taxonomy places the organism in Eukaryota, Viridiplantae, Streptophyta, Magnoliopsida, Caryophyllales, Amaranthaceae.